This is a messenger RNA of Fukomys damarensis (Damara mole-rat), 1014 nucleotides long. RefSeq names its product interleukin 15 (gene Il15). Gene Ontology annotation, biological process: positive regulation of T cell proliferation; positive regulation of tyrosine phosphorylation of STAT protein; immune response. NCBI's taxonomy places the organism in Eukaryota, Metazoa, Chordata, Mammalia, Rodentia, Bathyergidae. Bases 352 to 840 code for a protein of 162 amino acids. The record is from RefSeq and is a predicted model, not a curated record. Gene Ontology annotation, molecular function: cytokine activity; cytokine receptor binding. The transcript has 8 exons. Gene Ontology annotation, cellular component: extracellular region.
CGCCCAGGACGGCUCAGGGUGGCGAAGGGUGAGAGACGCGCGCCCCGCUGCCCUUGCCGCUUACGGGUUUCCAAGAAGAAGUGGUCUGGCAACCCUGCGCCCCGAGAUUUGAAUCUAGUCAAGCUCAGAAAAGUCAAGAAAGAAUCCAGCUGGGUGUACGACCGCUUGGCUCUCUGUGGCAGUAUUCCAUCGAGUCCUACGCUGGUGACCUCACACAGUGCCCAGAAGCCCAUGUCCGCAGACAGCCAGCCUACCGGAAGUCAUGAGGAGUUCUGGGUGGAUGGCUGCUGGAAACCCGUGGUCUUAGCCAGCUCUUCUUCAGUACUUCAGGAUUUACCCUGGCGUUGAGUAAUGAGAAUUUCGAAACCAUAUUUGAGGAGUACUUCCAUCCAGUGCUACUUGUGUUUACUUCUAAACAGUCAUUUUUUAACCGAGGCUGGCAUUCACGUCUUUCUUUUGGGCUGUAUCAGUACAAGUCUUCCUAAAACAGAGGCCAGUUGGCAGGAUGUAAUACAUGACUUGAAAAGAAUUGAAAAUCUUAUUCAAUCCAUACACAUUGAUGCUACUUUAUAUACUGAGAGUGAUGUCCAUCCCAAUUGCAAAAUCACAGCAAUGAAAUGCUUUCUCCUGGAGUUGCGAGUUAUUUUACACGAGUGCAGAAAUGUGGACAUCCAUGAGACAGUAACCAACAUGAUCUUCCUGGCAAACAGCAGUUUAUCUUCUAAUGGGGAUGUAACAGAAUCUGGAUGCAAAGAAUGUGAGGAAUUGGAGGAAAAAAAUAUUGCAGAAUUUUUGCAGAGUUUUGUACAUAUUGUACAAAUGUUCAUCAACACUUCUUGAUUGCAAUUGAUCCUCAGCGUUUCUAUUAUUAACAAACAUCUUCCUAUUGCUUACACCCAACAAAACACUCUGCAUAUGAAAUGUGCUGCCAAAACAAGUUUUUCUAGCAAGAAGAUAAUCAGGAUAUUGGAUCAUAUGAACCCUUAGAAAUGAAGUCAGGAAAAAAAAAAUCUC